GGCGGGAUAUUCAAACCAAGGAAAGUAAACAGAAGUGUGGGUGCACUUAGAAGAUUUGCGGUUGCUUUUAUUUUGAAUAGCUUUUUGGUGUUUGACAUGCGAGCCGUAAAUUGUAGUCGAAAGUAUAUCUGACGGGAUUAUUUCAUUUUGUUAAGCGUGUUUGUACAAUUUUUGUUCGUUAUCAAGUACGAGAGCAAUGGAAGGUGACGUGGGAGUACAGACACGUACCGGCUAUGAACGGUUGACUGCAGAGGAGAUGGAUGAACAAAGAGCACAAAGCAUUGCCUAUCAGUACCUCUGUCGUUUAGAAGAAGCCAAAAGGUGGAUGGAAGCAUGUUUAAAUGAAGAACUUCCAGCCCCAACAGAGCUAGAGGAAGGUCUUAGGAACGGAGUUUUACUGGCAAAACUGGGGAAUUACUUUGCUCCAGAUGUUGUUCCAGUCAAGAAAAUCUAUGACUAUGAGCAAGCACGCUUUAAGGUAUCUGGUCUACAUUUUCGGCAUACUGAUAACAUUAACUACUGGCGCAAGGCAAUGGCUGAGAUUGGAUUACCUACGAUAUUUUAUCCAGAAACAACAGAUGUAUAUGAUAAGAAAAACAUGCCUCGAGUCAUCUACUGUAUUCAUGCUUUCAGCUUGUAUCUAUUUAGGUUGGGUUUGGCCCCUCAGAUUCAUGACCUUUGUGGCAAAGUGAAAUUUACAGAGGAAGAAAUAAAUAACAUGAAGAGAGAACUUGACAAAUAUGGGAUUCAGAUGCCAGCUUUUAGUAAAAUUGGAGGAAUCCUUGCCAAUGAACUUUCUGUUGAUGAAGCAGCAAUGCAUGCAGCUGUGAUUGCUAUCAAUAAGGCUGUAGAAAAGGGGUCUGCAGAAGAAACAGGAAUUGCACUACGCAACCCUAGUGCCAUGCUCCUCAAUCUUGAUGACUGUUUGGUAACUGUUUAUCUAGAGGUUCUCCAACAAGCCAGAGCUGAAAAGGCUGUCGGUGCAAGGAACAGGAUUAACAUACAAUUUUGUGAAGAAAAAGAUAUUUAUGAGGAAUACUUAACGCAGGUGGAAAUCCAAGGAAACAUAAACAAAAUAAAUGUUCAUGCUGCUUUGGAAAUGGUGGAUGAAUCUUUGGAGAGGAGAGAUCCAAUGGUUUUGUAUUCUGCACUUGAAAACUCUAGUCUGUGCCUUAGAGGCCUUCUCAGGGAGAAUGCAGACUGGUACCUAGAGCAACUAUCCGUGGACCGGCAGCAAAAGGCAUUGGAUUUGGGAUGUGCUGAUGUGUUAGAUAAAGAAGAGCUGCAACAAGGUGUCUUCAUGGCCAAUCAGAAUGCAGUACGGACUCUAACGACUGAAAGGGCAGUAUUUCAUAUAAAUGCAGCAAUUAAGAAAGGAAUUGCCAAGGAAACUCUGAAGGAAUUGAUGAAUACUGAUGCAGAACUUCCCGAUGUGUAUCAUUUUGCUAGUGAACUUUAUCAACAGGAGCUUGCUAUUUUACAGGCACAGAAAAUACAGGGAGCACUGUUGCACGAAGAGCUUUUUGUUGCUGUUGAAAUGUUAUCUGCCGUGGCCUUGAUCAACAAAGCUUUAGAAGCAGGAGAUGCUAAUGAAUUCUGGGAAGCUUUGAUUAGUCCUUCAGCAGGUCUUGCAGAUAUUGAUGAAGAAAUGGCACAACGAUACUAUGAAGAACUGCGCACAUUAAAAGAAAAUGCUGUUAAAGCAAAAGCUGGAAUGCUUACCUGGAAUGACCUUCAGUCUGGAUUAAACGAUGUCAAUUCAUUAGUGCAGCAUGAACAUGACUGUGUUGUCUCAAUUGAAUUGAUCAAUCAGGCUCUUCAACUCGGCAAUCCACAAGGCACCUUGGCUGCUCUUUUGUUGCCAUCUGUCGGACUAAGUGACAUAUUAGAAGCCAAUGGGAGGUGCUACUAUGAUGUACUGUUACGUGCCAAACAAAAAAAAGCAAAGGAUUCCAAUGACCCAGCAGCAGAACUGUGGCUUGAUGAGAUACAACAAGGAGUAUGGAAAGCAAAUCAGGAGAGCAAGAAUACCUUAAAAUUGUCAUUGGGUCUUGCGGCUUUAAAUCAGGCAGUGAAAGAAGGCAGACCUUUACAGACCCUGAAAGUGCUUAGUCUCCCAGAGCUGGGGUUAUGCAGUAUUGUUCCUCAAUGUGCUGCUGCUUACCAGAGAGAACUGUAUACCCUUAAAAUGGCAAAAAUGUGUGAAGGAGAAAAUCAUAGUCCUUGGGUCAGACACAAGGUGAGGUGUGGAGGCUAUUACUAUUUUCACUUGCAAAGGCUUGAAGGUACUUGGGACCGACCUGAGGACUUUGCUGAAAACACAACACAUUUGGAUCGGGAUGAAGUCCAGUAUAUUAUUACACGAGUUACUGCAUCAUAUGAUAAAGAAUGUCUGUGGAAGGCCAGUAUCCCUUUUAUCGUGAGAUUGCAGGCUCAAGCAAGAGGUUAUCUUCUGCGUAGGCAACUUCAAUCACGGAAGUGCUUUCUUCAAAGACAUGUUACUGCCAUCAUCACAAUUCAGUCUCACUGGAGGAGGUUUCGCCAGCAGAAAGCUUAUCAAGAAAGACUUUGUUUCCUACAAGCAAAUUCUGCAUCAGCUAUCAAGAUUCAAGCAUGGGUACGAAUGUGGCUGGCCCAAUUAAAAUAUCAGGCAAGACUGCAUCAUUUCAAGAAUAAUGUUGAUUCGAUAAUUAAGAUCCAAGCCUUUUUUCGAGCAAACAAAGCACGUGAAGACUACAGAAUGUUGGUUUACUCCCAGAAUCCACCACUCUCUGUUGUGCGUAAAUUUACUCAUUUACUGGAGCAGAACAAUGUGGAUAUUAUUCAGGAGAAAGAACUGUUGCGACUCCGUGAGGAGGUCGUUAGGACCAUACGUUCCAACCAACAGUUGGAAAAUGAUCUUAAUCUCAUGGAUCUGAAAAUUGGACUUCUUGUACGAAACCGCAUUACUCUGCAGGAGGUGGUUUUACAUAGCAAGAAACUGACCAGGAAAAAUAAGGAGCAACUAUCAGAUAUGAUGGCACUGGAUAAACAAAAAGGAUUAAAAUCAUUGAACAAAGAGAAACGUGAGAAAUUGGAGGCCUAUCAGCAUCUGUUUUAUCUACUACAGACACAACCGAUUUAUCUUGCAAAGCUGAUCUUCCAAAUGCCUCAUAACAGGACUACAAAGUUCAUGGAAUCUGUGAUCUUCAUGUUGUACAACUAUGCUUCAGAUUGUCGAGAAGCAUACUUGUUAUUGCAGCUUUUCACUACAGCCCUACGGGAAGAGAUAAAAUCAAGAGUGGAUCAGGUCCAUGAAAUUGUCAAGGGAAAUCCUACUGUAAUUCGUCUGUUAGUCAGUUUUUAUCGGAAUACUCGUGGUCAAAAUGCAUUGCGCCAGAUUCUUGGUCCUACAAUCAAAGAAGUUCUUCAAGACAAAUCUAUAAAUAUUAAGACUGAUCCUGUCGAUAUUUAUAAAACUUGGAUCAACCAAACUGAAUCGCAGACAGGCCAGAAAAGCUCUCUCCCUUAUGAUGUAACACCAGAACAAGCUCUUCUUCACCCAGAAGUUCAGCGCAGACUUAAUGUUUCUGUAUGCAACCUGAAAUCUAUGACGGACAAGUUUCUUACUGCCAUCACCUCAAAUCUUGACCAGCUCCCGUACGGAAUGCGCUUCACUUCCAAGGUGCUGAAAAAUUCUCUCUGUGCGAAAUUUCCAGAUACUUCCAUUGCGGAUAUAUAUAAGAUUGUGGGAAAUUUGCUUUAUUACCGGUAUAUGAAUCCAGCUGUGGUAGCACCAGAUGGUUUUGACAUUGUGGAUUACUCUGCUGGUGCUGUUUUACAUCCGGAUCACAGACGUACACUUGGAUCCAUUGCACGGGUGCUACAGCAUGCUGCUGCUAAUAAGCUAUUCGAGGGGGAUAGUGCCCAUCUACAGGCUCUCAAUGAUUAUAUCUCGCAGACUCAUCUGCGUUUCAGGAAAUUUUUUAAGGCAGCAUGCGAAGUUCCUGAUCCUGAAGAAAGAUUCAAUGUGAACGAAUAUUCAGAAAUGGUGGCUCUCAACAAACCAGUCAUCUACAUAACUCUUGAAGAACUUAUCAGCACUCAUCGGCUAUUAUUAGAGCACCAGGACUUGAUUGCUCCAGAUAAUGAUGACCCCCUUCACGAGCUCUUAGAUGACUUGGGAGAGGUCCCCACUGUGCAGUCACUUAUUGGAGAGAGUAUGGUUCAACCCACUGAUCCAAAUGCUGAACAGUUACUGGCCAACUACGGCAAGAUAGAAGUAUCCCUAACAUUGGCAAAUAAGUUUGAUAUUUUCAAAAGCAGUGAAGAUCAGCCAGAUAUAAAGGGACUUCUUCUGAGUACCAAACAGUUAAUCAUUGAUGUAAUCAAGGCUCAGCAAGGUGACUCCCUGCCUUUAAUACUAAGGACAGCUGCAUCUGUUGAGCAGGAGGCUGAACACUUUCGAAUAAUGCAGAUAAGAGCUUUACAAGAUGCCAGAAGUCCUGAGAAGUUGAAACGCAAUCAGUCCAUCAUAGCUGAUAGCAACUUAUCCAUGGAAGAGAAAAAAAGAAAGAUCCUCCGUAAUGUCCGCAAACUGGAAGCAUUGGGUGUAUUAGAUUCACACACAAAAUACACACAAUUGCUCAAUGACAUUUCAAAGGAUAUUCGAAACCAACGGAGAUAUAGACAGCGUAGACAAGCUGAACUGGUGAAGCUGAGACAGACUUUGCAGAGUUUGCAUGCAAAAAGUGCAUUUUAUGGAGAGCAGAUUGAUUACUACAAUCAAUACAUUAAGACAUGCCUAGAUAACUUGACCAGCAAAGAAAAAGUCAAUAACAAAGCAGCAAAUGGCAAAGGAAAGAAAGAGAAACGGCCAAUAUUAAGUUACACUGCUGCUCGGCUCCAUGAGAAAGGGGUGCUUCUGGAGGUUGAGGACCUGCCAGUUAGUCAGUUUCGGAAUGUCAUAUUUGAUAUUGUUCGUUGUGAGGAAGAAGUGGGAACUUUCCAAGUUAAAGCACGUUUCAUGGGUGUAGAUAUGGAGAAGUUUCCAUUACGGUAUCAGGAUCUGCUACAGUUACAAUAUGAGGGUGUGGCAGUAAUGAAAAUGCUCAAGGCAAAAGUCAACGUUAACCUUCUCAUUUUUCUGUUAAAUAAGAAGUUUUUCAAAAAGUGACAUGCUAAAAUGGCUCUUAGAAUUUUACAUUCAACAAGUCACGCCACAGUUAAGUGUUUUAUGCAACAGAGAAUGAAAAGAUUGCUGGUGAGGCUGUUUUUACAAUUUAGGCUUUAAUAAUGUGAUUUUAAAUUACACUAUACUGAAAAUGACACAUGUGCUUCUUUGGAUGGUUUAUUAAAUCUAUCCAGUCUUUAAAGUAUGGUUUUUU
Polypterus senegalus (gray bichir) is the source of this 5366-nucleotide messenger RNA. RefSeq names its product IQ motif containing GTPase activating protein 3 (gene iqgap3). Gene Ontology annotation, molecular function: actin filament binding; GTPase activator activity; calmodulin binding. The transcript has 38 exons. Gene Ontology annotation, cellular component: cytoplasm. The coding region runs from base 197 to 5155 and encodes 1652 amino acids. NCBI's taxonomy places the organism in Eukaryota, Metazoa, Chordata, Cladistia, Polypteriformes, Polypteridae. The record is from RefSeq and is a predicted model, not a curated record. Gene Ontology annotation, biological process: regulation of GTPase activity; regulation of actin cytoskeleton organization.